AUUAUACGCAAUCAGGUCAUCGGGCCUGACACCUUUACUCCGGUAAAGAGCGCUGUUGGAUCUCUCACAACAAGACCUGGCCAGGGUCAGUUUUAGAUCUAAUAGAAAAGCUGGCGCGCCAAGAGCACAACGCAGGAGGCCGAUUCAGCCGUGACUCCGAGAGAGAAGCGUGCCAACCGCCCCGCAGCACGGAGCCCGCUGGAUCACGCCGUCUCAGCGGCACCCCGUGCCCGCCCUGAGCCCGUCCGGCGCGCGACAGACUUAGACAAAGAGCAAGAAUGGCAGAGAGACCUAUGUGGGAGCAAGUUGGAACAAGUUUUGUGCAUCUUUAUUACCAGCGUUUUGAUACCAGUAGAGUAGAGCUAAGUGCUCUCUAUACAGAUGCUUCUUGCUUGUCCUGGGAAGGACAGCAAUUCCAAGGAAAAACAGCCAUCAUGGAAAAGCUGAUGAGCCUUCCAUUCCAAAAAAUCCAACACAGCAUAACAUCUCAAGAUCACCAACCAGCGCCUGAUAACUGUAUACUUAGUAUGGUGGUUGGUCAGCUGAAGGUGGAUAAUGACCCAGUGAUGGGGUUCCACCAGCUGUUUGUUCUCAAGAAUAUUAGUGACAAUUGGGUUUGCACCAAUGAUAUAUUUAGACUGGCCCUGUACAACUUUGCUUGAAUAUUUUUCUGUUCUCAAAUGUCUGUUUCUACUACCACUUUCAAAUCUGACACAAAAAUAAAUAAAUUGUUUAAAUUGUU
This is a messenger RNA of Caretta caretta (loggerhead turtle), 742 nucleotides long. RefSeq names its product nuclear transport factor 2. Lineage: Eukaryota; Metazoa; Chordata; Testudines; Cheloniidae. The record is from RefSeq and is a predicted model, not a curated record. Gene Ontology annotation, biological process: nucleocytoplasmic transport.